This is a messenger RNA of Andrographis paniculata, 1804 nucleotides long. Its product is annotated as NAC domain-containing protein 35-like. NCBI's taxonomy places the organism in Eukaryota, Viridiplantae, Streptophyta, Magnoliopsida, Lamiales, Acanthaceae. Gene Ontology annotation, biological process: regulation of DNA-templated transcription. The record is from RefSeq and is a predicted model, not a curated record. Gene Ontology annotation, molecular function: DNA binding. The transcript is spliced from 3 exons. The coding region runs from base 289 to 1545 and encodes 418 amino acids.
UCUCACUCUACAAUAAUUCCAUGUAUAUAUCUCAAUAUUAUUCACAAAUAAAAAAGCCCACAUAGAGAGAGAAAAAAAAAAAAAAGAGAGAGAGAGAGAGAGGAAAGAAGAUUACAGGGCAACACUCACACACCCCCAAAAACCCUAUUCAAGAACAAGAAGCAGAUACAUAUACAUAUUUAUAUAUAUUAAUAAUUGAAGAUGAGAUAAAGAAGGAAGCUAGGUAGGUGAUCGAUAGAUCCAUCAAGAAAUCUAUAUAUAUACAUACAUAUAUAUAUAUAUAAGGCAAUGAUUGGUUCGAUGGAGGAUGAGGAUCGAAGCAGCAGCAAGCAGAAACAGCAGCAAUUAGGUUUAGACGAAGAAGAAGAUGAAGAGCAAGAACAAUCAGAGAUAGUGAUGCCGGGAUUCCGAUUCCACCCGACGGAGGAGGAGCUGGUGGAGUUCUAUCUCCGGCGGAAGGUGGAGGGGAAGCGGUUCAGCGUGGAGCUCAUCACCUUCCUCGACCUCUACAGGUACGACCCCUGGGAGCUCCCCGCCAUGGCCGCAAUCGGAGAGAAGGAGUGGUACUUCUACGUCCCCCGCGACCGCAAGUACCGGAACGGCGACCGGCCCAACCGCGUCACCACCUCCGGCUACUGGAAGGCCACCGGCGCCGACAGAAUGAUCCGCAGCGAGGCCAACAGUCUCCGGUCGAUCGGCCUGAAGAAAACCCUCGUCUUCUACUCCGGCAAGGCCCCCAAAGGCAUCCGAACCAGCUGGAUCAUGAACGAGUAUCGUCUCCCCCUCCACGACACCCAACGCCUCCACAAGGCUGAAAUCUCCCUUUGCCGAGUCUACAAGCGCGCCGGCGUAGAAGACCACCCGACCCUCCCCCGAUGUCCUUCCGGCCGCGCCACCUCAUCCAAGGCCUCACAUUCAUCCAAGAAUGUCCACCACACAACCACCAAUUCGCCGGCAUUCUUACACGGUGGAUCAUCAUCGUCAAAUGCUAAUAAAGUAGGCGAGUCGAGCCCGAGUAGCAGCACAGACAUAGGCACCACAAUUGCCCUAAAUAGCCCCAACAAGAACAACCCUAAUUUCCAAAAUUUCAAUAAUCCAUUGCUGCCCUCCCAACUCAUGUCUUCUUCCAACAUAAUAAAUCAUCCAGCUGGAGAUUUGGAUGAUCAAACCAUGAUUUUCUUACAGUCCAAACAUAAUCCUCCUGCAGUUCUUUCCCAACCUAACUGUAAUAGCAUCUUCUCCACCACGAUGAUGAUGCCGGCAUCUCAACAAAUCGAUGAUCUUCAUAAGCUCGUGCACAGCAUUCAGAAUUACUCAACUCAUCAUCACCAGAUUAGUACAUUGCCUAAUAUUCAUCAUGAUCAAAAUCAUAACCCUCAUCAGUAUUCUGGUCUUCUUCAACAAUUCUCAGCUAUGCAGCCGCCGCCACUGCCGCCUAAUAUUUCUCCGACUGCCGCCUUCCAGUGGGACUGGACCGCCAUGUCAGAGACAAGCAAGGACUUCACCAAUCUAUUCAACCGCUACUCGAAAGAGUGCACUGGGUAACCCCGGCCGAAUCUAAUAUCCUACAAAUUAGGCGAAUUGAACCAUGUGUGGCAGGUGACCCGAGGACCCAUGACUUCGCGGUCACACGUCCAAUCUCCGCACCACCAGACCAUCGCCAUUGCCAUCGCUUACGAGACGAGAAUAUAUGGAUUUUUGUUUGGUAAACUGAUGGAGUAUGAAUAUAAUCAUGGAGACAAAAGAAAAUGUCUGUUAGUCAUAUGUGUGUGUUUAUGUCUUUGUAGAAUAUUAUACUCAUUAA